Fusarium vanettenii 77-13-4 is the source of this 1475-nucleotide messenger RNA. RefSeq lists its product as uncharacterized. The coding region runs from base 61 to 1413 and encodes 450 amino acids. Lineage: Eukaryota; Fungi; Ascomycota; Sordariomycetes; Hypocreales; Nectriaceae. The record is from RefSeq and is a predicted model, not a curated record. The transcript is spliced from 2 exons.
CAAGAAUCCACAGAGUGGUGUCCACACCCUUUCCCAAAUAUUCUCUAGACGACCAUCAAGAUGGCAGAGCCAGUAGGCCUCGCUUCCGCUAUCUUAGCACUCGGCACCUUUGCGUUAAAGGCUAGCGUCUCACUCUACGAUGAUGUCAACACUUUCCGCAACCAUCCCAAACGAGUUCGGGAUCUCCUUGAAGAACUGAAUGCUCUGAGAGGGGUCUUGGAAAUGCUCAUGGAAACGGCUGGCGCUGCUACCGACGUGAAUUUCUCGGCACUCCAUAUCCCUUUGCAGCGAUGCGGUGAGGCCUGUAAGGAGUUUGGCCAAGAGUUGGCAAAGUGCUGCGCACGAUCCAACGCGGAUCGAACGAGUUUCCGCGACUGGGCUAAGAUGAAGUACAUGGGUAACGAUAUUGACGACUUCCGGCAGCAGCUGGCUAGCUAUAAAUCUACAAUCAACAUCGCUCUGAUAGAUGCAAGCCUUCGCGCGUCAUCUAUCACGGCGAAAACCCUUGAUGGUCACAAGGAGCUAAUCAGGAACGCUACUGAUGAUUUGGAGGCUCAUCUCGAGAGCAUCAAUGAGAAACUCGAGGCAAUGAUCGAUCGCACUGUGCCAGCUUCCGACACCGAUGCAGCUGACUUAUGUCGUAUCCAGAACGAGCGGGCUAGCACGGAGAAGGGCCUUCAAAUCUGUCGCCAACUCUCAGAUCAUAUCAAGGAGAUACAGCUCAACCAUGCUGGGAGAGGCAAGGACUUGCCAAGGAUUCUUGAUUCCGGCCUUCUCCCCGAUAGAAUCGUCAGCGAAUCCCUACAGCAGUGCACGGGAAGCCUCAGUGUCGCUACUGAACAAUUAGAAAGACUCCAGCGGAAGCUGAUGGACCAGUUGAUGGCCAAGUCAAGAUCGGCAAUGGCUGAAGAGGACGGGGCGGACCUUGAAAGACUCCGAAGUGAGCUGGAAACCACUCGUCAGUCGAUAAUGAUCUGCCACCAGGUGGAUAUGCGCCUGCAACAAAAUGUCAGCGUGAUCGAAAAUUACGCCACCGGAGAUCAGACCGUUCAAUUCUUGGCCUCGACGAACGAAAAGACCAUAAAUGGGAAAAACAGCGGAUUUGGGUGGGCACAGCGGCAGAUCGGUGGGCAUUUUGACAAUGAGACUGUACGUCAGCUGUCUCAAGACGCCUUCAAACCGGUCACACGAUACGGCAAGAGCGAUGAAUCUCAAAGUCAGGACCAAACUCCCUCACAUCCAAGACCUAUUCCUAAUGAUCAAGACGUAUCCAAGUUCAGCGAUCGAUGGGGGGGAGGUCACAGGCUCAUCUCCACCUCUUGCUCUGACCGUGCAGUACAGAUUAGCCCUGUUCCAAACCAGGACCUGCCAUCCGGUUCAUCUACGGGUAAGCAGAAGUCGCCUAGUAGAUAGUCGUAUAUAGUCGCCAUGGGGACUCGGAGUCCUCGUUUAUGUUCAUUGACCUUUACUCCCAU